GUGGUAACGAGUGAUGACGUCUAUUGUUAAUAGCAAGAUGGCUGCGCCCAUGUCGACGGAAAACAGCUCCAGCAGCGAUGAAGAUGAUUUUCAGGAAAAUGAGCAUUUACAACCAAAAGUACAUCGGUACAAUUGGCUUUCCGAUCACCCAAAGUACACUGAAAUGCGGUCAUGGAAGUUGGACAAUGAUGUGCAGAUUUUCACCACUUUGGUAGUUUAUCUGAAUUUGUGCGAAGCCAAGGAUUGGUGGAGCGUUGAAAUCCAUCCGUGCAGAGAGCUCAACCUUGCCUUCAUCACGGGCAAGCCAAGGAAGAAAGGAAACCUGCGAGUUGUUCUGCCCGUCACCACGGAAACACAGCUGAGUCACAAGAGAUUGAAACAGUUCCUGCAGCAUAUCCAAUUACCGGGCCCUCCCCCACCGACAAGCACCUCCCCUGAUGAAGUGGACACAAUGCCCAGGGAGGAUAUGCCCACCUCUCUGGUACUUGCCAUUACCGAGCCGGGUUCCACCAUCGUGUAUUACGAAAUCAGCGAUGGUCUGGUGCCCCCUUCAGAUCCUCCAAAAGAGGACGAAGAAGAUGACGAAACCAGCAGACGCCCCACGAUACGGACAAGGAAACGCCAUCCCAAGGACGGUCCCACAGGGAUACAAGAAACAGUCACUGAAUAUUCAAAUGAAGAGAGGGAUGAGUUUAUGGAGGAGGAACUUUAGCAUCUAUUGAUUGUCUGCUGGGUUACCCUGACAACCAUGGGUGUAAAAAUUAGGUGUCAUUUAUGCCAACGUUUGGGCCAGACCAAAAUUUUAGUGUUACUGUUCAUCAUUAUCCUGAAAUUAAGCCUCAAUUUGUUGGUAAAACUAAAGCUUACUCCCUACUCUGUAUAAUUGUCAGAGCUAUAAUAAGCCUGCACAUACAUGUACAUGUAUUAUGGGAAGAAACCUCAGUUUGUAUGAAUUAUGUAAAUGACCCGAGUGUGUUCAUCUUUUAGAUGGUGAAACACAAUAUCAUCGUGUCAGGUGUUGUCCUUCCUUCUUUUUUUUUUACAUUUUAUUGGAGAACUGUACAUUUGUAAAGAUGUGAAAUGAAAAGUACAUAAAGCUUAUCAAAUCUCCUUUGGAAAAAGA
This is a messenger RNA of Acanthaster planci (crown-of-thorns starfish), 1123 nucleotides long. RefSeq names its product tRNA splicing endonuclease subunit 15 (gene tsen15). Gene Ontology annotation, biological process: tRNA splicing, via endonucleolytic cleavage and ligation. The record is from RefSeq and is a predicted model, not a curated record. Gene Ontology annotation, molecular function: nucleic acid binding. NCBI's taxonomy places the organism in Eukaryota, Metazoa, Echinodermata, Asteroidea, Valvatida, Acanthasteridae.